GAUUGGCCUAUCGGGAGAAAUCGGAAAAAAUUGAUUCAUAAAUCAAAAACAAAGCAUGACCUGCUGUGCUAUCAGAUACGUGUGUUAUUGCCCAUAUUUGGUAUCUUUCUUACAAAUGCAUUUUUAAGUCAUGUGUAGUGUUUUGCUUAUUGCUUAAAUAUGAUACUGAAAUAUGCGUUUUUAUUUUUUUGAAGCAAUUAAGUUGGGCGCUUUUGCGUUUUAGGGAAUUCAGUGACGAAUUAAAGUUAGGAACACAAGUGAAAUAGAAACCGGCCAUUAUUGGAGCUGGCCUGCGUGCUGCAGCCUGCGUGAGUGCGUGCAUUUUAAUGGACAGCAUUAGGCUACCUCAAUGAGAAAAACAUAUUUUUGCAGACGACAUUAAUUACGUUUUUUUAAAGCAAAUCCGGGAGCCCGUCGUUUCUGCUGCAGGACAGGCGUCUGUCCUUUUUGCCUCGGUCAUCGGCGAGCCGAUCGAAACAAUGCAAAUGUUUCUUUCCUCGAUCUCAAUAAGGAGCUGACUAUAAUCUCCAUCGCUGUGGCCGCAAAAUGGAUGCUGCUUGGAGCAAUUUCCUCUUCCAGAAUACUCCCACCCAAAACCAAGUGGAGGGGAGUCUCCAAUCAGAGCUCAUGUCAGUGCAUACGAGUUCUCCCCAAACCCCACCCACAGAGCACAUAGUUCAGCCUCCUUCAACUGUGGACACUGCUGCUCUCAGUGAGGAUCCCCUACCUGUGAAGCCCGUGUCUCGUCCAGCCCGAGUGCCCCACAUCUGUGCCAUCUGCAACAAGCAGUUCAAGAAUAACUACAACCUGCGGCGGCAUCAGUCGGUCCACACUGGGGUACGCAUGAAGGACAGGGCCAGAGAGCAGGCGGAGGGGGCAAAGGAGGGAGCGGCCGGCCAGUUGACUGUGGCGGUGGCGGCCCCGUUGGCGAUGGCGGUGGGGGCCGGAGGGAGGGCGGAGAGGCCAACUGUUCCCCUCUCCCUGCUGCAUCUCUCCGCACCUCCUACUCUCGCCCCUCCCGGCUUGCUGGCGGGGGCCCAGCAGCCUCCCCUGGGUAGUCAGGAUGGUGACAGGGUCGCCAUGCCAAACGUAAUGGCUAGUGUUAACCCCCACGCUCCACCUCCUGCUGCUGUCGUCAUGGCCUCAGGGGCGACAGUACAGCGGCCUUCCAAUCCCAACCCCAACCCGGUGAGGAAGAACCAUGCCUGUGAAACAUGCGGGAAGGCUUUCCGGGACGUUUACCACCUCAACCGGCACCGCCUGUCCCACUCAGACGAGAAGCCGUUCUCCUGUCCCAUCUGCCAGCAGCGAUUCAAGAGGAAGGACCGCAUGAGCCACCACGUGCGCUCGCACCAGGGCGGCGUUGAAAAACCGUAUGUCUGCCCCCACUGCGGCAAGGCUUUCUCCAGGCCGGACCAUCUCAACAGUCACGUCAGACAGGUGCACUCCUCAGAGCGUCCCUUUAAAUGCCCAACUUGUGAGUCCAGCUUUGCCACAAAGGAUCGGUUGCGUGCGCACAUGAUUCGCCACGAGGAAAAGGUCCCCUGUCACAUCUGUGGCAAACUCCUGUCAGCUGCUUACAUCACUGACCACAUGAGGGUGCACAACCAAUCACAGCACCACGCCUGCCAUCUUUGUAACCGCAGCUUCACAACACUGACGUACCUUCGCGUCCAUGCCCAGAAGCACCAUGGCCAGGAGUGGAAGGACAGUCCUGGGGGUUUCGGCGGCACGACCACAGGUGGCAUCCUCGUCUGCCAGUUGUGUGGUGUCCACUGCAAGACCCCAACCCAGCUCCAAGGGCACAUGGGCACCCAUAACAACAGCCAGGGCGUCCCAAACCCCAUCACCUCGAAUGUGGCUUCCAGCAGCUCUGUCUCCCUUAGCAACAUGGUGACGGCACCUACAGUGUACGUCACGGGUAACACAGUGGUGGACCUGCUUGUUACGGACUGCUCUAGUAUUGCAGCACCACAGUCUCACAGUUAGCAGGACGGAGCUCAGCAAUAAUAACCUCGGUUUCCUAACAGAGGGCAAGGUUAGAGAAGGUCAAAGUGACACAUAGAUGCUGAUCUGGUUUCACUUUUGUAAAGUCUUCAAUUAUUGGCAAGGUUAGGAUUAAGGGAGAAGGGAAUUAAAUGCAGAACAGCAACACCAAUGAUAAACAUAGUUGUGUUGCCAAAAUAUUUGUGUAAGAAAAAUGUGAUAUUGUGAGCAUCUAGUGUAUUACUCUCCCUCUCUGCCCUCUCUCUCUGCCCCCCCUCACCCCUGGCAUCAGCUGCUCUCUGCAAGUGCACCAAGUACUGUAUAUCUCACACCAGCUCUGAUCUUACCUCCAUAUUGUAGCUCUCUCACGAAAAAAAAUCCAAAUGGCUUGGGUUAAGAAGAAAUAGAAAGAGACUAGUUUGAAUAGAAUAAAAAGUAACACAUUAGGGGGAGGGAAGAUGUGUGUUAGCAUGUUAGCAUCAUAACGCUAAAAUCAAUGUUUGAUUUUCAAAGCUGUAAGUUUACAGACCAGGACAGGACGCCAUUCGUGUUGUGGGCAGUAUGGAUUUGUGGGAUGUAUUCGUUUAUUUGUUUCUUAAAGGUACAGAGAAAAGAAUAGAGAUAUAUUCAGGAGUGUCAAGCACCUUAAAUAGUCGUUGUUUGAUUCAGUGGUGAUCAAAAUGGGGUUUAAGAUUUCUAGGAUUUUUCUUCCUCUGAGUCUUCCUCUCUGGGUCCGGCCAUCUUAGAAAGAAAAAAAGAAGAAAGAAAGACCUAACUGCAAUUCAACUCUUCUUCUGGCUUCUGACAUGGCAACUCCUGCGCCUGAAAACUACCUUUUUGCAUGAAAGUAAGCUAGCUCAGUCAUGCUUAUUGUUAGGGAGCUGUCAUGACAAAAGAAACACUAAGCAGUUCUAAUACGUUGGCUGUAAACAAUUAUAUUUAUAAAAAGUGUUGAUUUUAACAAGACAUAGUCAGCCACUAUAUUCACAUGGCAGCCAUUUUCCUCUGAAUCGAUGCUAAUGUGUGAGCCGUCUCACAGCUGUGUGCUGUAUGGGCUAUCCCUAAAAUUUGAUAUCUGACAAGUUCUUCUCAUAUCACAACUUCCUCAAGAUCGGCAAGUGAUAAAGACAAUGAAUAGUGAAACGUUAUAGGGACCAAGACCAUUUUCUAAAGACUAAACAAGCUGUUAGCCAAAGUUAGGCAACAGCUAACAUUAAAAUUCUUCUUCCUUGCUUGUGUUAUCUAGAGAAUGUCUAAACACUAACGUCACAGUUUGCAUGUGUUAGAUGGUACAAUAAGAAAGGUAUAAACCUAGCAGAAGGUAGUGUUGCUUUGGAAGUUAUUGAAUGCUAACAUUAGCUGUUUAAUGGUUGCUAAUGGGUCAUCAAAUUUGUCGUACCUCCAAAUAUUGCCAAAUGUCCAUCUAGAUUUUCCCUUUUAUUGUUUUUUAGUUGCUGAUUAAUUGAGGCUAUGUGAUAUGAUGAUUUCUUUUUUUAGUUAUGUUACACUUAUGGGAUUCACGACCUGUAACUCAGCAGUGUGGACAGUAACGCAGCAUUUGAGCUUCCUAUCCUGUUUGUGAUGUCAGAGGAAAAUGGCAGCUAUGUGUACUGUAACUGGUGAAUUAAUUUGAUUGUAACUGUCAUUGCCAUAGUCCUUUUUUUUUUAUUUUCUCUCUGUACCUGUCCAAUGAGUGAGACUUAUGCAUUAGACUUAGUCAUUUAACUCUGUAUAGCACAUCAUGUUCGAAGUGCAAGUCAUUAUCGUUCUCAUCAUGUCACACGUCUGUUGGAUAUCUUUAAUUGCUCUGAGUUAUGUUGUGUGAUGUGGUGUCGAGAAAGGGCUUAUUAAGUCAUUAGUCAGGAAAAUUACGUACAUUUGGAGUCUGACAACACCACUUGGUAUGCUGUAAACAAACCUGGUUUUGUACUGGAGUGCUUUUUCAGUUUUGUGUUGAUAUGUUACCUUGAAAUUUGUAGUAGUUUCUUUCUUUCUUCCUUUUCUUCUCUCUUUGGAAAUGUGUUCUUCCUGUUGAGAAAAGUAGUGAUCUCUUAAAAAAAGUUCAUUUUAGGUUUUUUCUUCAUAACACUAAAAAAAUUAAUACCUCUACUCUAGGAUUCUGUACUGCUCUUCUGAUACAUCUUAAUGCCUUAUCGUACUCAACUGCAUUUUAAUUAUUUUAUGAUGAAAUAUUUCAGAUCUUAGUCAUGGAUUCAUUAAGAAUAAUAAUGGGAUGUAUUUAUAUUUAUAUUUUUAUAUUUCUCAACAGUAUGCAUGUCUAAAAGAUUGUUAGAGCAAAAAAAACAAAUCAAUGAUGCUUACUACAGUCAUGUUAUUUUGUAGAUGAAGUAGAAAUCAUGUUAUUAUUUUGUAAUUUGGACAAUUUAAAGUAAAAGAGUAAACGGG
Messenger RNA from Labrus bergylta (ballan wrasse), 4392 nucleotides. RefSeq names its product MYC-associated zinc finger protein b (purine-binding transcription factor) (gene mazb). Gene Ontology annotation, biological process: regulation of transcription by RNA polymerase II. The record is from RefSeq and is a predicted model, not a curated record. Gene Ontology annotation, molecular function: DNA-binding transcription factor activity, RNA polymerase II-specific; RNA polymerase II cis-regulatory region sequence-specific DNA binding. Lineage: Eukaryota; Metazoa; Chordata; Actinopteri; Labriformes; Labridae.